Molecule: messenger RNA, 1397 nt
Organism: Bactrocera tryoni
Lineage: Eukaryota; Metazoa; Arthropoda; Insecta; Diptera; Tephritidae
Gene: Tasp1
Product: threonine aspartase 1
Exons: 4
Coding region: 169-1236 (355 amino acids)
Biological process (GO): protein maturation
Molecular function (GO): threonine-type endopeptidase activity
Source: RefSeq, a predicted model, not a curated record
UCUAAAAUAUAAGUUUAGUUGCUAACUAUCUCUGUGCGGCAGUAUUAUAAACAAUUUAAUUAAAACAUAUUUAUUUUGAAUAAAAAAAAUAAUCUGGAAAGAUGCAGUAAUUUUUCUACUCAGUCGCUGGCAAUAAAGAGUGCAAAAAUAAUUUCAGAAUUUGUUGUAAUGGCGGGGUUUGUCGCAGUUCACACUGGAGCUGGUAAUUGUAUUGAUGAAACAAAAUACCAGCGUGUUAUUAAGGAAGCUUGUGUUCGAGCAACAGAUAUACUAAAGAAUGGAGGUUCGGCCAUGGACGCUUGCGAGGCAGCAAUAGUUCGCCUUGAGAAUUGUGGCAAUACGAAUGCCGGAUUUGGGUCUAACCUUUGUUGGGAUGGUCGAGUGCAAUGUGAUGCAUCUAUAAUGAAUGGUUCAAAUUUACACUUUGGAGCUUGUACUAACGUCAGCACUGUACGAAAUCCUAUACGAUUGGCUCGAUUAUUAUGUGAUGGUCAAUCAACUAUGCUAUCAAUGGAACGAAUACCACCAAUGGUUAUGGCGGGAAGCGGUGCAGAAAGAUAUGCAGAAGAGCUGGGUUGUACUAUGAUCGACCCAAAUGCAAUGAUUUCUUCCAAAGCAAAACUUUCAUAUAACCAUUAUAAAUCUAAAAUAUCGGCAAUAACAUCUGCUGCUGAAGCACCUACUUCAUCAGUUGUUCCGACUCAAGUCAGUGCACUUGAUACUGUGGGAGCAGUGUGUGUAGAUAGUGCCGGUAAUACCGCUGCUGGUUGUAGCUCUGGUGGCUUAUUACUUAAAGUACCGGGCCGAGUUGGACAGGCAGCUACUUAUGGCGCAGGGUGUUGGGCAACUAACACAACAGACACCUCCGUGGCCACUUGUACAACGGGAAAUGGUGAAUAUUUAAUGAAAACUUUAUUAGCAAAAGAAAUAUGUGUAGAUUUGUUGACAAGCGAUUGUGCCGUAACGAGUUUACAUAAAAGCUUGAAAAGUAAAUUUCUGGAAUCGCCAUUCCUUCCCGUUGACCAAGAAUUGUAUGCCGGAGCCCUUUCGCUUAUUUACUAUCCCCAUGGCAAUACCGGGGAAGUAUUAUGGAGUCACACAACAAAAUCAUUUUGUGUUGGCUACAUGUCCACGCAACAAAAAGCACCAAAGUUCAUAUAUUCCCCACUGCCAACGUAUAGUAUAGCGGGAAGAUCAUGUGUAGUCAAUGGGCAUAAUUUCCAUUUGCGCGUAUAAUCGCCGCCUCAGCUGCCAUAGCUUGCAUUAAUGAUGACAGCAUUUAUUGUGAGUGCUGGCGUAGCAUAUAUUCAACAUUCUUUAUUUAUUUUCGAAUAUUUUCGUGUACAAAACAAAAUGUUUAUAUACAUAUACUAAGAAAGCACAAUUGUGAUCAAGAA